This is a messenger RNA of Mauremys mutica (yellowpond turtle), 8304 nucleotides long. It is a transcript of the gene KIF14, whose product is annotated as kinesin family member 14. The coding region runs from base 204 to 5213 and encodes 1669 amino acids. The record is from RefSeq and is a predicted model, not a curated record. The transcript has 30 exons. NCBI's taxonomy places the organism in Eukaryota, Metazoa, Chordata, Testudines, Geoemydidae. Gene Ontology annotation, biological process: microtubule-based movement. Gene Ontology annotation, molecular function: microtubule binding; ATP binding; microtubule motor activity.
GUGGGCGGCGCGGCGCAUUCGAACAGGGCGCUGGAGGGCGGCGGCCGCUGGUGCGCUUGCCUGGGGGCAGAUUCCAUGUAAAAGCUGGAUGGGUGGCCCACUCGAUUGUAGAGAAGAUAAAAUUAAAAAAUCAAGUUAAUCUCUCAGGAGAAGCUUCGGUUGUAUAUUUUAAAUCCUAAAAUUUAAACGUGCUUGAAGCCAAAAUGCCCAUAUACACAGUUCCUACUAGAAACCACACUGAGGUGCUUGGUGUUUCUUCUUUCCAAAAAAAUCCUCCACAAAAUACCUUUCCUAAAAGCAACAGGUUUGGACAGCAGCUUAAAUCACAGGUACCAGAAGAUGAAAAAGAUAAUUCACUGUCUCUUUCUCUGACUAAGACCAAAGAAAUAAAUAGGACCUAUGUGAUUUCUGCCUGUAAAAAUGCAGGUGAUACUUCAGUUACAUUUAAACCCGAAGGUAGGUUAACUCUCCAGAGAAGAACUGGAGCAAGCAAAAUAUCCUCUUCUAUUGAUAAACAGUUGGAGGAGAAGACAGCACAGGACAUUGAAAGUACCCAAACAGAUGGAAGACUUACCCUGAAGCGACGUUUGGGGACUGGAUCAAUAGAGAAACAUAAAACAAAUAAGAACAGUGAACCUGGGAUAGAAAAUAGAGAUUCUGUUGUUGCACAGACAAAUAACAAAAAUGGAUUUCCACCAGACAUUAGUACUAAUAACACCCAUUACAUUAAAUCUAGUACUCAGUUAGUUGAAGGUCAGAUGAAUGAAAAGAGAUGCUCUGAUCUGAAAAAUAAAGAUUCCCUUGCUAAUCUUAAUGGUUCAAGUGGAAAUGGGAAUAGUAAAUGUUUGAAAUAUAGGACAACUAUUGCUGAUGCCAAAAUUCAAAAUGACGUUCCCAGAUCAGCACAUUUAAUAGCAACAAAACUUGUUAACAGGACCCCAGGGGUAAAGCUGAAUGAAAAAGAUAAUUUUAAUGAACUGACUGGAAAGGAAAGGAUACAAAAUUCAGUUGCUAAAUAUGGCAGUUUGGAAAAACAAAGAACACCUAGGAAAGGUGGUACAACAGAAGGAACAAAGGCUACACCAAUGCGUGGCACUCUUCAGGAUGCCAAAAGUCCAGCUAUGCCUACUCUUAAGAACAGGACACCUUGUCUUCAAGUUAUACAGAAAAAGAACACCAAUGCAUCCAGCUCUUUGUCCAUACAUAGAAGUGCCAGGGCAGAAGGGAGUCAAAUAUUUAUGCGACCUGCUGCACUUAAAGUAGAAACUGUAGCUCAGAACACUUGCAUAGAGGAAAAUCCUCUCAAAGUAGAAAACAGUAAAGUGACUGUGGCUGUGCGAGUAAGGCCCUUCAGUGACAGAGAGAGAAAAGAAAAAGCAUUCCAGGUGGUCUCCAUGAGUGGCCUGGAGACAGUUGUGCGACAUCCAGAAACAAAACAAGUGUACGACUUCAUUUAUGACUUUUCAUUCUGGUCUUUUGACCACUGUCAUCCUAACUUUGCCAGCCAGGAGACGAUAUAUAAGGCAUUGGCAGUACCGCUUCUAGAAAGAGCCUUUGAGGGAUACAACACCUGUCUUUUUGCUUAUGGACAGACUGGUUCUGGAAAAUCAUAUACGAUGAUGGGAUUUGGUGAAGAACUAGGAAUAAUUCCAAGAUUUUGUGAAGAUCUUUUUACUCAAAUAGCACAGAUGGACACACAGCAGAAUUUGUACCAUCUUGAAAUGAGCUAUUUUGAAGUCUACAAUGAGAAAAUUCAUGAUUUGCUCAUCUUUAAAGCUGAAAAUGGACAAAAGAAACAACCUCUCCGUGUAAGAGAACAUCCAGUAUUGGGGCCAUACGUGGAAGACUUGACAGCGAACAUGGUCAGUUCUUAUUCAGAUAUCCAGAGUUGGCUCGAGCUAGGAAAUAAACAGAGAGCAACUGCUGCCACAGGCAUGAAUGACAAGAGCUCAAGAUCUCAUUCUGUCUUCACCCUUGUGAUGACGCAGACAAAGACAGAGUUUGUGGAAGAAGAAGGGCAUGAUCAUAGGAUUACCAGUCGCAUAAAUCUAAUAGAUCUAGCAGGCAGCGAACGCUGCUCUCCAAGUCAGACCAGUGAGGAGAGGCUGAAGGAGGGCGUGAGUAUUAAUAAAUCACUGCUAACUCUGGGGAAAGUUAUAUCUGCGCUUUCUGAGCAAUCUCAGAACAGAAAGAAGGCUUUUAUUCCUUAUCGGGAAUCUGUCCUUACGUGGUUAUUAAAGGAAAGUCUUGGUGGAAAUUCAAAAACAACCAUGAUUGCCACAAUAAGCCCUGCUGCCAGCAAUGUAGAGGAAACCCUUAGCACUCUUCGAUAUGCUAAACAAGCUCGUUUGAUAAUCAACGUUGCCAAAGUAAAUGAAGACGUGAAUGCUAAAUUAAUUAGAGAACUGAAAGCAGAAAUUGAGAAACUGAAAGCAGCUCGCAAAAGUACUCUAAAUAGAGAUCCUGAGAAAUAUAGACAGUAUCUGCAAGAAAUAACAUCCCUAAGGGUAAAACUACACCAACAGGAGAGGGAUAUGGCAGAGAUGCAAAGGGCCUGGAAAGAAAAAUUUGAACAAGCAGAACAGAGGAAAUUUGAAGAAACAAAGGAGUUACAGAAAGCAGGAAUUACGUUCAAGAUGGACAAUCGUUUGCCAAACCUUGUCAAUCUCAAUGAAGAUCCCCAGCUCUCUGAGAUGCUUCUGUAUAUGAUAAAAGAAGGGCAAACUACAGUUGGAAAGUACAAACCAAAUUCUCAUCAUGAUAUCCAGCUCUCUGGAGUGCUAAUUGCUGAUGAUCACUGUAUUAUCAAAAAUGUUGAUGGUAGAGUGAGUAUUACGCCACUGGGAGAAGCAAAGACAUAUGUUAAUGGGAAACACAUUUCAGAGCCAACAGUUAUGCAUCAUGGUGAUCGGGUGAUUCUCGGUGGAGACCAUUAUUUCAGGUUUAAUCAUCCAGUAGAGGUUCAGAAAGUAAAAAGGCCAUCUUGUGGGACUACCCUUUCAUGUGAUGGGCCAAAAGAUUUUGAAUUUGCAAAAAAUGAACUGUUGGUUGCACAGAGGUCACAACUUGAAUCAGAAAUUGAAGCGGCACGAUUGAAAGCCAAGGAAGAAAUGAUGCAAGGUAUCCAGGUUGCAAAAGAGAUGGCUCAACAAGAACUUAUUUCUCAAAAAAAAGUUUACGAAAGCAAGAUAAAAUCACUAGAAGCAGAACUGAGAGAAGAAUCUCAUAAGAAACAAAUUCAGGAAAUGAAUCACCAGCAGACUGCUAACAAAAUACAAGAACUGGAAAAAGCAAAGCAACAUCUUGAGUUGGAAGUAUGUUUCAGCAAGAAGCGCCUGGAAAUGGAGACAUUAGCCACCAGACAGGCUUUAGAAGAUCAUACUAUUCGUCAUGCAAAGAUUCUUGAAGCUCUGGAGGCUGAGAAGCAGAAAAUUGCUAAAGAAAUAGAAACUCUCCAGCAGAAUCGUGGAAAUGGGAAUAAAACUAUAACUAUUAAGCCUAACUGGAAUUCUAUGAAACUCUCUCUGAUGAUCCAGGAGGCCAAUACCAUUAGUAGCAAAUUAGGAAAGCACACAGUCUUCUGCAGACAUGAUAUAUCAGAACAAGGAAAUGGCACUGGACCUUCUGUUAAAGUGCUGGUUCGUAACCUCAAGCUGGGAAUUGCAACUUUCUGGAGCCUGGAGAAGUUUGAAUAUAAGCUAGCAGCAAUGAAAGAACUCUAUGAGAGUAACGGUAGUAACAAAGCUGAUGAUGUAUUUUAUGAUCCUGCUGAUGAGUGGGAACCUGACCUUACAACUACAUCCGUUUCUUCCUUUUCCAAAAGGAGGAGCAGAAGUUUCAUGAAGAACAGGAGAAUUUCUGGAUGUUUGUCUGAUAUAAAAUUGCAGCCGAUCCAGACCCUACACACGUCGCACUUAUCAGGUUCAGUCAAUAAAUCCAGCAGCAUAUGUUCAGGUUCUUCUGAAUCAUUUCUACCUGGAAUUUGCAAAGAAUUAAUUGGUUCAGCUUUGGAUUUACUAGGACAGAUUCAUGAAGAAGAAAAGAGUAUAGCAAAUAGUCUCCUAACUAAUUUGCUUACUAUUUAUACUGGAGUAACUGCCAUUUCAAAUGCCUAUGAACAACAAGAUGAAGAAAGUCAAGAUAAUUUUUUCCUUCUUGAUCGUGCUACUCAGUCCUGCAGCAUCAGAAUUACCUCUGCAUUUGAACAACUUGUGGUUCUAACCGAACUUUGGCUUAAUAGUUUCCAAAAGUGCACUGAUUCCCUAAAAAUUGAUGAUGAAUUGAGACUGGGUGUAAAAAACCUGGGAGGUUAUUUACAAUUACUGUUGCAGGGUUGUUGUUCAGAUAUAUCCUCAAUGGUAACGGAAGCACACAACAAAAUAAUCCAAAUAGUGAAACAAGCAGGAAAACAUGUAGGACACUUGACAGCAUUUAUAGGAUCUGACCUACACCUUUCUGAAGAGACCAAAGAAGGUGCAACUAUCUCACAGGAAGAUUUUAUACUUGCUAUUUAUGAUGGAGUAGGCUCAGGACUGAAGAGUCUCUUGGAUUCUGUACAGAAAAAAACAAGAGAGAUGCAGAAAGAACUUUUGAAACAGUAUCCACAAAAUGAGGUUCAAAAUCAAAUAAAGAAUAAUGCAGUGGCUUUCGCCAGAUCCCUUGAAAAUACAAUAUCUGACUGCAAAAAGAGAGAAAUGGGAACUCAAUUAACAAAAGAAAAAUCUGCCCACCAGGAACUAAAGAAGGCAACUAAUCUUGCUUCUGAAUACUUGGAAUUAGAGCAGUGCAUAGAUAAAGUCUGUCAGAUCAUUACUACUUCAUUACAAGGAUCAUACAGAAAUACAACUCAACUCAGAAGCUAUACAGAAAAGAUUUGCAUCUUAGCUGGGCAUUUUAAUAAUUACUGCACUUCAUUUAGCUUGCCUUCUGCUUCAGCAAACAGUCCUACUUGCGGAACAACCACGUCUUUUAUGGUCACUUCUGAAUUGGAUUCUCUAGCCAAGUCACUCAUUAUAAGUUUUGAACUUGAACAAGGACAUAAUUCAUUGGCCUCUCAGACCAUUUGUAUGCAAAAGACCAAGACUGAAGAAAAACAGCUUGAAACUGGUGAAUCUACUUGGAAACAGAAAGGAGUUCCAAAACGCGAAUAUAAACUUCAGCCACCAGCUACAAGUUCAGGGAAACUUUCACCCAGUGGGAUACAGUGGGUAUAAAAUUAAGGCAUUAAAUAUAGUAGACUCCUGAAUGUAGGAAAAAAACAUUAUGGGCUAUCUUUUUUUUUUAAUGAAAGAGAGACAAGGAGGGCAUCUGUCUCUUUUAUUUUUAGAAGGAAAAAUAAUAUAUCGUAGAAGGUUGAAAUGUGUUCGUAAUUUUAUCAUGAGCAUGAACAGUGUUGUGUGAAAGUAGAGGACUUGAGGUACAAGAAGAUAUGUUGCACUGAAUUGCACAGGAACAAAUGUAAACCCAGAAGACUUUACAUUAGACUUACACUUAAGAAAAUUACAAACAAGUGUAAGUAUUUUUAUUCAAACCUAUAUCUAACUGUAGUAAAUUAUAGAGCAGCAUACAAGAAGUAACCAGACAGUGGGUAAAAAUCUAGUACAAGAAUAAUAUGUAAAUACAAAAAACUGAGAAAAGCGAGGAAAUUCAGUGUUAAAAAUGGGCACUUUAUCCUCCAUUCAUAAUGUAGCCUCACUUUAAUGCAUGAUAAUUUAUUAAGGGUGCAGUGUCAUCCUUACCACUAUGUUUCCUGGCUUUUUUAUUUUUGGUUUGUCAGCUUUAAUAUUUUUGAGAGAGGUUUUUGGUAUCUGUUUUCUUAGGAAAGAUUUGAAAGGCUACAAAAAUUAUUGGGUAAACACACAUUUAAGGGGAUAAUUUGUAUAGGAUAUGGGGGGGGUUACAGAGCUAAGAUAACAUUAAUGCAGAUUGACUAUAACGAUUCAUGUUGCAAAUUAUAUAGCAAAAACAAUUUUCCUUGAUUUUAAAUAAUUGUUAGUGCUAUGCAUAGAAGUUUAGAGGCAUAACACUUUUAAAAUAUACAAAUAAAUCACCAUGUGAGGCACUUGAGAAUUAUGUUGACAUGCAGCCUACAUUUAAUAUGUUCAUACUGAAAUUUUAAGGCCAGGUGGAGCUUAGCUCUUUGCAGGUGCACAAAGGAGAGGGAAGGAUACAAGGCAUCUUUCCCAGAACCUCAUGCUCCUGCGUAAGUACAGGGUAGAAUCUGAGACCUCAGGGAAAGCAAGGACUCUGGGUGAAAUCCUGGUUCCAUUGACUUCAGUGGGGCCAGGGUCUUUCCCUCUCAGUCCAGUGCUGGCAGUGGGCUUACCAAAGUGGGUGAGGACAUAGCCAUCUUCUCCUCUACACCAGUCACUAGACUAGCCCACUUGCAUCCCAAGUGAUACUGGCUGCUUCUGGGAGCUUUGGCUAGCCACAGUCUGGCCCCAGUUGUACUAAUGUUGAAAGAUUUAUAAGAAUAUUUUGGUGACUGGUUUACAGAACACUCAUUAUAGUGUUUACUUCCGUGUUCCUUUGUGAAAUACACUCAGCUGUGAUUCUUUUCAAGGAUAAAAACAGAUACCUUUGAGACUUUCAUUUUCUCUGUGUUCCUGUAUAAUAGCUAGAGUAAUAGAAGCAAACAUGUGGACCAAAUCUAGGCUACAAUGUGUCAAAUUGGUAAGCAACUUUUCCCCUUUCCACAUCCCUUUCUAGUUGGCUGUAGUUUAAAAAGGCUACAGUACUUCUAGGUAGAGCUAAUGAUUGCUGUGAAAAUCAAGUCUAAUGGGGCAUUUGAGAAGUGUUCGUUCUUGAACACUGAGAACUGAGAGAUCAUAACACAUGUUCUGUUAAGAGCACCUGAUUUGCUCAGUGAUGUUGUCCAUCCUAGUAAUGAGUGACAUUUAGUGCCUAUUAUCAAACCUUUCAACCAAGUAUUCAGGGAUAGCAUGUUUCUUGAUAGUUCUCCUCCCCCCCCCCCCCCUUUUUGGAAUGUAAAACUUCCUCUCAAAGAUAAAGUUCCCUUUCUUGAUUAAAUUCAGUCACCAGAUCAAUGCCAUUUUUGUUUUGUUCCUUUUUUAGCAUUUCACUUGGUCUUGUUAGUCAAUGCUUUAUUUGGUUAUAGUGUGAUGGAGCAGAAAUGGUGUUAUCCAACUUCAGAUAGAGCAGGUGAAAUCCUGGCCCCAUUAAAGUCAGUGGCAAAAUUCCAAUUAACUUAAGUGAGGCUAGGAUUUCACACAGCAAGUAGUAAAGUCUGAGUACACCAGAAAUGAUCCCCAUUGAAGUGAUAUAAGUGAACAAAAGGAGACAAUAACAAUAUAAAAUUUUUCUCCUGUGACUUUAGUAAUUGGAUGUUAAGAAUUAUUAUAGGAUGAGGUUUUUGUAUUUGGGAAGCUGUAGUUAUCUAAUAAGCAAGUAAAUAUACAAUAUGCCAAAGACUAUUUAUUCUAGUAAAAGGAAAAAAUACACUCCUUUUGCAGUCAUUUCUUGAAGUCCUCUUGAAUGCAGUAAAAGAUCUGCAAAAUGUGAUUUGUACUGUAUAGUACAGCAACUAGAACACUAAGUGACCUGAAAAAUUGGCUGCAAGUGAAUAGAAAAUCAAUCACCUGCUUUGUCAAAUAUACAUUUGUUUUCCACAUUAAAUAUUGUCCAAAUAUUUUGUGAACAGUAAUUCAGUGAUUUUGGCCAAUACUGUAUAAACUAUAUUUCUCUGAUCUUUGCUAUUGGGAAAAUAAAAGCUUUGCUUCAGUUUGUAAUGCACAUCCAGUACUCUCCUUAAAAUUAAUAUAAUUUAAUAUCUUUUCCAGGAAUGUUUUGCAGUGCAGUUAUGUUUUGUCAAUGUGUUUUUCAGAAAGGUUGACAGAAUAUUUUUAUUGCUAGUAGCAUUUGUCAUUGUAUCACAUAAAAUGUGAUAUUGACUCAGUUAAUCACUUUCCAUUUUCAUUGAGAAGAAAUGUAAAAGUUUAUUCAUAGCUUGACAUCAUAAUCUACUGUUAGGAACCUUUGUGUGGCUUUUAAAAAUAAUUAACAAGUGGGAUCCAACAUAUGUUUACACGUUCUGGAAAAGUGCUAUUUUGUAUUUGACUGAACUUUAAAAAAUGUAAUUUGCUGUUCAGAAUCAUGUACUGUGUAUAUAACUGUAAACUAUUGUAAAGAGUAGAAUCAGACUGUGUAACUGAGAUAAUUGCCAUAAUUUAAGACACUUGUAAACAUUCUAUUAGUUUCCAUUUUUAUGGUUGCUUUGAGACCUACCUAUGGUACACCUGCUGAGAACAUAAUAGUGUGUUACAAAAAUCUGAUAAAAUAUUUCAC